Echinops telfairi (small Madagascar hedgehog) is the source of this 2533-nucleotide messenger RNA. RefSeq names its product leucine rich repeat containing 8 VRAC subunit C (gene LRRC8C). The coding region runs from base 1 to 2412 and encodes 803 amino acids. The record is from RefSeq and is a predicted model, not a curated record. The transcript has 2 exons. Gene Ontology annotation, molecular function: protein binding. Lineage: Eukaryota; Metazoa; Chordata; Mammalia; Afrosoricida; Tenrecidae.
AUGAUUCCAGUGACAGAGUUCCGGCAGUUCUCUGAGCAGCAGCCUGCCUUCCGGGUGCUGAAGCCAUGGUGGGAUGUGUUUACCGAUUACCUCUCAGUGGCCAUGCUGAUGAUCGGAGUAUUCGGGUGCACGUUACAGGUCAUGCAGGACAAGAUCAUCUGCCUUCCGAAAAGAGUGCAACCUUCCCAGAACCAUUCUUCUGUUUCGAAUGUCUCUCAGGCCGUUGCCAGCACCACCCCACUGCCUCCCCCUAAACCAUCGGCCACAAACCCCGCCACUGUGGAAAUGAAAGGGCUGAAGACAGAUUUGGACCUUCAGCAGUACAGUUUUAUAAACCAGAUGUGUUAUGAGCGGGCCCUGCAUUGGUAUGCCAAAUACUUCCCUUAUCUCGUCCUCAUCCAUACCCUGGUCUUCAUGCUCUGCAGCAACUUUUGGUUCAAAUUCCCUGGGUCCAGCUCCAAAAUAGAACAUUUCAUCUCCAUCCUGGGGAAGUGUUUCGACUCUCCCUGGACCACGCGGGCUUUGUCAGAAGUGUCUGGGGAAGAGUCCGAAGAAAAGGACCACAGGAAGAAUAACAUGAGCCGGGCGAACACCAUCCAGUCUGCUCCAGAAGGCGGCUUGGUCAACUCCCAGUCUUUAAAGUCAAUCCCGGAGAAAUUUGUGGUGGACAAAUCCACUGCCGGGGCCCUGGACAAAAAAGAAGGGGAGCAAGCCAAGGCCUUAUUCGAGAAGGUGAAGAAGUUCAGGCUGCAUGUGGAAGAAGGGGACAUCCUGUAUGCCAUGUAUGUUCGCCAGACUGUCCUUAAGGUCAUCAAAUUCUUGAUCAUCAUCGCAUAUAAUAGCGCCCUGGUUUCCAAAGUCCAGUUUACAGUGGACUGUAAUGUCGACAUCCAGGACAUGACCGGGUACAAAAACUUCUCUUGCAAUCAUACCAUGGCACACUUGUUCUCAAAACUCUCCUUUUGCUACUUGUGCUUUGUAAGUAUCUAUGGACUGACGUGCCUUUAUACCUUAUACUGGCUCUUCUACCGUUCUCUACGGGAAUAUUCUUUUGAGUACGUCCGACAGGAGACUGGAAUCGAUGAUAUUCCAGAUGUGAAAAAUGACUUUGCUUUCAUGCUUCACAUGAUAGAUCAGUAUGACCCUCUCUAUUCCAAGAGAUUUGCAGUGUUCCUCUCGGAAGUCAGCGAGAACAAAUUAAAGCAGUUGAACUUAAAUAACGAGUGGACUGCCGACAAGCUGAGGCAGAAGCUGCAGACAAAUGCCCACAACCGCCUGGAACUGCCUCUUAUCAUGCUCUCUGGUCUUCCAGACACCGUUUUUGAAAUCACAGAGUUACAGUCUCUCAAACUGGAAAUCAUUAAGAAUGUCAUGAUUCCAGCCACGAUUGCGCAACUCGACAACCUGCAAGAGCUCUCCCUCCACCAGUGCUCCGUCAAAAUCCACAGCGCAGCGCUGUCUUUCCUGAAGGAGAACCUCAAGGUCCUGAGCGUCAAGUUUGAUGACAUGCGGGAGCUGCCCCCCUGGAUGUACGCACUCCGGAGUCUGGAAGAGCUCUACCUGGUUGGUUCUCUAAGUCACGACAUUUCCAAAAAUAUCACCCUGGAGUCCCUGCGGGAUCUCAAAAGCCUUAAAAUUCUCUCCAUCAAGAGCAACGUGUCCAAAAUCCCUCAGGCAGUGGUGGACGUUUCCAGCCACCUCCAGAAAAUGUGCAUUCAUAACGACGGCACCAAGCUGGUGAUGCUCAACAACCUGAAGAAGAUGGUCAACCUGACCGAGCUCGAGCUGGUCCGCUGCGACCUGGAGCGGAUCCCCCACGCCGUGUUCAGCCUGCUCAGCCUCCAGGAACUGGACCUGAAGGAGAACAACCUGAAGUCCAUCGAAGAAAUUGUCAGCUUCCAGCACUUGCGAAAACUGACGGUGCUCAAGCUGUGGCACAACAGCAUCGCCUAUAUCCCGGAGCACAUCAAGAAGCUCACCUGCCUCGAGCGGCUGUCUUUCUGCCACAACAAAAUCGAGGUGCUGCCUUCCCACCUCUUCUUGUGCAACAAAAUCCGCUACUUGGACUUAGCCUACAACGACAUUCGCUUCAUUCCGCCCGAAAUAGGGGUCCUACAAAGUUUACAGUAUUUUUCCAUCACCUGUAACAAAGUGGAGAGCCUCCCAGAUGAACUCUACUUUUGCAAGAAACUGAAAACGCUAAAGAUUGGGAAAAACAGCCUAUCAGUGCUUUCUCCGAAAAUUGGAAAUUUACUAUUUCUCUCCUACUUAGAUGUUAAAGGCAAUCACUUUGAGAUCCUCCCUCCUGAGCUGGGUGACUGUCGGGCUCUGAAGCGAGCUGGCUUAGUCGUCGAAGACACCCUGUUUGAAACUCUGCCUUCUGAUGUCCGGGAGCAAAUGAAAACAGAAUAACGUAUUUUGGUUUAAAGUUUGACUGAAACACGCUACUACCAAAUACAGUGUCGAUGAUUAGGUAGUCUUAAUGCCGUUACUUUUUUUUUAAACACAAAACAAAAUGUACACAAGAUUGAGU